AUGGCCACUCUCGACAUCCUGAAGCAAAGUCUUAGGCAGGCAGCGGGAGCGACAGCAUCGCAUGCAACCCAGCCGUUGUCCAAUGUGGAGUACAGCGCCGGUUUCGACAUCCUUAUGCAAGGCUCGGAAUCGAUGACAUACCAAAACUUCAUUGUCCCUCAACUCUCUUCGCUCCUAGACCGUUUACUGAACUCGCGGGGCCGUAUCUCGGUACUAGAAAUUGGGCCAGGCCCAAAGAGCGUUGUUGGAUACUUGCCCUAUUAUAUCAGGCGCAAAGUCAGGAGAUAUGUUGCAUUCGAGCCUGAUGACUUGUUUGUUUCAAGAUUAGAUGAUUGGUUUCACCCAACCUCAGGACCAGAGCCUCCUCUGCCAUGUCUAGAACGCCCACCCGAUGUUCAUCAGAUGCCAUUCGCACCAGACAACGACAACAAAAACACAAAGAGCAGUACCAGCUUUGGGACAGGUGACGCUGGGAAUUUCGAUGUCGUGAUAUUCUGUCACAGCAUGUACGGCAUGAAACCUAAACGCCGAUUUAUCGAGCAAGCACUGGAAUCACUUGAAGAGCACCCAGAACCGGGAAUAGUGGUGGUGUUCCAUCGCGAUGGCGACUUGAACCUUGACGGCUUGGUAUGUCAUCAGACCGCGUCUUUCCCUACUGGGGUCGCUCGGGUAGCAACCGACGAUGAGACACUGGACCGAUUUACUUCUUUUAUCGCGGGCUUUGCCUUCCGAGAUGCGACAAUUAACAAAGCCAUUCGGGGUAAAUGGCGUGAGCUGUGCCACGCACUGGGUCGUCGUGAAAAAGCACACCCCGACCAUCUCUUGUUCAGUUCGCCCAACGUCAUGGCAACUUUUACGAAACAUGCAUUUGCAUUGCCGGACUUGAUGGCGCAGAUGCCAUUGGUGAAUCAAGCCAGGAGAAUUAAAAACCAGGAGGCCUGUCUCCACCGUCCCGCAUCGAUUGUUAAGCCGACACAGAUUCAGCACAUCCAGCAGUGCGUGAAAUGGGCCCUUGAACAAAACGUUGGCCUUACUGUCAUAGGUGGAAGCCAUUCCGGCCAGUGUCUUUGGCCAAACGUCGUCGCCAUCGACAUGAGUGCUUUUGAUCAAGUACACACGGUAAUAGCUGAGAGGGAUGGAGGAGAAACCAACUUCGAUUCUACGUCCCUAGUUGUCGCGGAAGCUGGCUGCAACACCGGAGACAUUAUCCGCAAGACUAUGGCAGUAGGCUUAACAGUACCGCUUGGAGCCCGCCCAAGUGUAGGCUCAGGGCUAUGGCUGCAGGGCGGCAUUGGGCACCUGGCCAGGUUGCAUGGACUUGCGUGCGACGCUAUCGUGGGUGCUGUAAUGGUCAGCGUUGCCUCUGGUCAAGUACUAUCCGUCGGUCGCGUACCAAGAGAAUAUCGACCGACCGAUGCCAUGCCGUCAGAAGUCGAAAGUGAUAUUUUAUGGGCUUUGAAAGGCGCUGGAACGAACUUUGGCAUCGUUGUCAGCAUUAUCUUUAAAGCUCAUGCGGCACGAACGUAUGCCGUCCGAAACUGGAGUAUCCCCCUACAUGGCGGUCAUGAAGCGCGGCUCAGGCUUCACGAAUUUGAUCAAUGUACCAGAACUCUCCCCAGAGAUUGUUCCGCGGAUGCGUAUUUGUAUUCAGAUGACGCGCAGAUACAUCUUGGCGUGACGUUGAUCGAAUCUUCUACGACUAAAGUUCUUCCCCAACCGCAUAUGCUCUUAGGCUCAGCAUUAGGACCGGAAGAUACUCUUGAGACCGUCGAUGGCGUCGGCCUGUUCGAAACUGAGAUGUACAUAUCCGGUAUGCACGGUGGACACGGUGGUGGCAAGACGUCCUCAUUCAAGCGGUGUUUGUUUUUAAAACAAAUCGGGGCCAUGGACAUCGCCAAUGCUUUAGUAGCGGCCAUGGAGACUCGUCCGUCUCCGCUCUGUUAUAUUCAUCUGCUUCAAGGAGGUGGAGCUGUCAGCGAUGUGGCCGAUGAGGUUACCGCUUUUGGCUGUCGAGACUGGGAUUUUGCCUGCGUGAUAACUGCUGUCUGGCCUCGUGACCAAGGCGGAACUGAAGUUGCUAUGGGUGCCCUGCAAUGGGUGUAUAACGUCGCCAGAGACUUAUUGCCCCUGAGCAGCGGAGCUUACGGUGCCGAUCUCGGGCCAGAUCCCAGAGACACGGCGCUGGCGGCCAAGGCCUUCGGACCGAACGGACCGCGCCUUGCCGGGCUCAAGCAGAGCUUAGACCCGCGUAACGUGCUGGCUUACACCUGUCCACUCCCAAAACCACCAAUGAAACAGAAGCUAAUUAUUCUUGUUACGGGAGAAAGCGGCGUCGGUAAAGACUACUGCGCUGAUAUUUGGGUCUCCGUGUUUCCUACAUGUGCCCACAAACACUGCAAGGCACGCAAGGCCAGCAUCAGCGAUGCCACCAAGCGAGAAUACGCAGCAGCUACCGGCGCAGAUUUGGAUUCUCUGCUAGGCGAUCGCACUUAUAAGGAACAACAUAGACCAGCAUUGACGGCAUUCUUCAAGGAACAGAUGCGCCAACAACCUCGGCUGCCCGUGAAGCACUUCCUGAAUGUGGUGUCUGAUGCAGCAGAUAUGGAUGUGCUAGUCAUCACUGGGAUGAGAGAUGAGGCGCCGACUGCAACCUUGUCGCAUUUUGUUCCGAACAGCAGAUUGCUUGACGUUCGUGUCACAGCUAGUGAAACGACGCGACAAGCUCGCCGGAAGUGCCAAGUCAAUGAUGAUGAUGGACAUGACUACCAGUGCAAGAAUGACAAUCGUGGCAGUAAUGGUAGUAAUUCUACGUCUAAUUCGACCACUUUGGACUACUGCCAUAGUCUUGUCUUUGACAAUGAAGCAACGGGGGACAAAGCGGUCAGAAGGUUUGCGGAUAAAUACCUGCUUCCACUCCUCCAUAAGGACGUGGAGCGACUAGCUAGUAUGGUGGUUCCUGUGCCUGACUUCCCACGCCCAAACAUCGAGUUCCGACAUGUCCUCAACAUCGCCCAACAGCAGGGCGGGUUGGCUUUGUGCACUUCUCUGCUACGAACUCAGUUCAAAGGUGACUGGGGUAAAGUCGGUGCGGUGGCCUGUUGCGAAACGGGAGGCUUCGUGUAUGCAUCGCCGUUAGCCCAGCAAGUCGACGUCCCCUUGGCGCUAAUCCGCGAAGCCGGCAAGCUUCCCCCACCCACCGUUUCUGUCAAAAAGCCUUCGUCGCAUAUCUCGGACUCGGGAUCUAAUGAUCUAGGAGGGAAAAGGAUUGAGAUAAGUCAAGGUCUGAUUCCUAGGGGCGCAUCAGUGGUGAUAAUAGACGACGUACUUGCCACGGGAAAGACACUUUGUGCAGUACUUCAACUGUUAGCUGAAGCAGGCAUUAGUAAUGAGAAUAUCAGCAUCAUGGUUCUAGCUGAAUUUCCAGUUCACCAUGGCCGGGAACUACUGUAUCAUCGUGGAUUUGGUGGCAUCAGGAUUGAAAGCCUUCUAGUUUUUGAUGGGGUCUAG
Molecule: messenger RNA, 3507 nt
Organism: Fusarium subglutinans
Lineage: Eukaryota; Fungi; Ascomycota; Sordariomycetes; Hypocreales; Nectriaceae
Product: adenine phosphoribosyltransferase
Exons: 1
Coding region: 1-3507 (1168 amino acids)
Biological process (GO): cholesterol biosynthetic process
Cellular component (GO): cytoplasm
Molecular function (GO): phosphomevalonate kinase activity; FAD binding
Source: RefSeq, a predicted model, not a curated record